AUGCUGAUUACAUGCUGGUAUUUAUACCUUGCAGCUCGGAGCUUCGCCGAUCAAAGCAAGUACUGCUGCUCACUGAGGAUGGCGUCCAUCUUGCAUAAGCUGAUCACCCCACUGUUUAGUGGCCCACCCGAGCCCCCCAGGAAUAAGGUGACAGUUGUGGGUGUGGGCCAGGUUGGCAUGGCCUGUGCUGUCAGCAUCCUGCUCAGGGAGCUGGCUGAUGAGCUGGCUCUGGUGGACGUGGUAGAGGACAAACUAAAAGGAGAAAUGAUGGACCUGCAGCAUGGCAGCCUCUUCCUCAAAACACCUAAAAUAGUGGCAUCUAAAGGCAACGAGAGCAGUCACAAACAGGAAGUGAAAGGGAGACCUGGCAUGGCAGAGCAUGUCCCAGUAACUGACUACUCGGUUACGGCCAACUCCCGCAUCGUUGUGGUGACGGCUGGGGUCCGUCAGCAGGAAGGCGAAAGCCGGCUGAACCUUGUCCAGAGAAAUGUCAACAUCUUUAAGCACAUCAUCCCUCAAAUAGUCAGAUACAGCCCUGACUGCAUCAUCAUCGUUGUUUCCAACCCAGUUGACGUUUUGACCUACGUGACCUGGAAACUGAGCGGCCUUCCAAAGCACCGCGUCAUCGGCAGCGGCACCAACCUAGACUCGGCACGCUUUCGCUUCCUGAUGGCCGACAAACUGGGGAUCCACUCAAGCAGCUUCAACGGAUGGAUCCUGGGAGAGCAUGGAGACACCAGUGUGCCUGUGUGGAGCGGGACUAAUGUGGCUGGAGUCAACCUGCAGACCUUAAACCCACAGAUCGGCACGGAUUCUGACGAAGAGAACUGGAAAGAAACCCACAAAAUGGUUGUGGACAGUGCCUACGAGGUCAUCAAGCUGAAGGGUUACACCAACUGGGCCAUCGGCCUGAGCGUGGCUGACCUGACGGAGAGCCUCAUGAGGAACAUGAACAGGAUUCAUCCCGUCUCCACCAUGGUGAAGGGCAUGUAUGGGAUCUGUGACGAGGUGUACCUGAGCCUGCCUUGUGUGUUAAAUGGCGGAGGGGUGUCCAGUGUGGUCAACAUGACCCUGACGGACGAUGAGGUGGCCCAGCUCCAGGCCAGCGCCAGCACGCUGUGGGACAUCCAGAGGGACCUGCAGGACGUAUAACCGAACACUAGGGGGACACAUAGCUGCAUCUUUAUGACCGCUGGUCAUUUACCGUGUCAUCCUCCUGCCCUCACAAUUCACCACAAAGCUUCAUAUUCUGCACCUUCCACCCACAGUCCUCUGUAGAUUAUGUGUUGGGUGUUUAAUCUGUCAGAUCUAGCUGUAGGUGUCAGCUCGUACGCUCAGAAUCAUCGAAAGGGAGACCAAAGGUGGCAUAGACUGACUAAGAUGCUCUGAGUCCAUGGUCUUCAGCUGUGUUGCAGUGUGUCACUUAUGAUGCUUUGGUAAGAAAUAAAGCAAGCUUAUUGGUG
Molecule: messenger RNA, 1463 nt
Organism: Menidia menidia (Atlantic silverside)
Lineage: Eukaryota; Metazoa; Chordata; Actinopteri; Atheriniformes; Atherinopsidae
Source: the annotation of a GenBank genome assembly